This is a messenger RNA of Sycon ciliatum, 2114 nucleotides long. RefSeq lists its product as uncharacterized. The coding region runs from base 480 to 1604 and encodes 374 amino acids. The record is from RefSeq and is a predicted model, not a curated record. The transcript has 2 exons. Lineage: Eukaryota; Metazoa; Porifera; Calcarea; Leucosolenida; Sycettidae.
GCCCUCGAAUACACGCAUACAGAUAGCGCAUAGAUCUACGUGGUAGAUCUACCGAUCUGCAUGGAUGCAUGGAAAGUGGAGUUGACUACCUGCAAGAGCAGCCGCCCGGUCCACCGCACGUAGAUCUACGUAGCGUCACCCAACUGACUAUCUCAGAACUAACUUGUGAUUUCCACUCGGGAUAUAGAAGAAGGCAGAAGGACGAAAUCUGCCCCAGUGUGGAAAAUUGUACUUCUUGAGUAUUUGAGUUGUUCUGGUCUUGCUCAACCUCAGAGACAGACCCCCUCCCGGCCAAAGUCCCCAGGCUGCAGGCUAACGGUGAUUAGUGGACUAGUUGUUCUCGGGGCAAGUGUAGCAGCUCAAGACCCUGAAUAGGACCACCGGUGUUGCGGGACCCACAUCGUCGUGAUCAAAGCAUCCGAAAUUCCUUUUGGCUCACUUCAGGCUCAGCUCAAGUUCAAGGCCGCCGGGUGAAUCCGAUGGCAAUAAGAGGAGCAAUGGUGUGCUCCAGUCCAUGUAUGCUGAUGCUGGUGACUGUACUGGUGAGCGUGGCCUUAUCCAGCAAGUACACUGCACCACAUGUGAUGGUAACAGCACAGUUCCAGGACAAGACUAAUGACAUCACUCAGUUGAAUUCUGACAGCAACGCAAAUCCAGGUGGUGGCGAUAGUGAGGAGGAGAAUGACGAUGACGACGAAUUGAGUGAUGUGUUUACACAACUGGAUGAUGCCGUGGCUAUAGCUGAUGAGCAAAACCAGCAUCAGGAUACAGCACAACAAGGGGAUCAAAAACAGCAACAGCAGAAGAGGCAAGGAUCUCAAGAAGGUCACAAUGCUAGCCCUGCCGGUAAGCCGCAUAAGAACAAGGCCCCGCCAGCAGGUGGUGCCCUGCGUAGCGGAGCGCAAACCUUGUGCGGCUUAUCCCUCAGGCUUCUCUCCGGCACAGAAACAGAACGGAGCGAUGACGAACAACUGGGACAGUUGCUGAUGCAUACAUCACGCCUGUGUACACAUCUCGCCGACACACACACCGGCAAUCCCACUGAUCAACAUACCAAUGGCCCGCUGAAUAUGUUCGUUGCCGGUGUUACAGCGUUCUGCACUCAAGUCAAUAGCAUAGCAGUACAUGAAGCAGAGUUCACAGACGAGGAUACUCGACUCUGGAGGCUGUCCAAGACCGUUUGUGACCACCGGCCACGGCCUUCCAGAACUGAGCCGCCAACUCGACACCUGACCCGGACUGAAGUGGCCUCUUUCUGCAAGGACAUCUCCAAUCUGCUUCUAGGCCGCACCAAGCGAGAACUGGGCGGCAAGAUCACGUCUUACGGUGUGUUGUUGAUGCAUUCAGCAGCCAUGUGUAGCUAUGUGCCCAUGACACCACCGACACAUGCUCCUCAGCAGAAGCCAGACACAGGGAUCGGAGCAGAGGUAAAGAUGGCUGCCGAUCAAUUCUGCACGUUCGUCCCAAGGGUUCUUGUGGGGCAGAACAAGAAGUAUCGGGACAAUCGCUUUCUCAAGCUGGCAAUGAAAGCAUCUGCAUUUUGCACGUACGAUAGGAGAGGACAGGCACCCACACCACCAACCAAAAGCUCCCUCCAAAGAUGAUGAACCAAUUAUUUCUCCACACAAGUACCUUUUUUUCUUCUCUCCUGCAGCUAAGUUACUGUGGGUCCUCAGCACCAUAUCAUUAUAAUAUUAUUAUAACUUGUUUCGGACUAGGAUACUAGUAGUGUAAGUUACAAUGGCCGCCGCCGCCGCCGGUAGUAUGCAAUAGACCACUGUGCAUACACAGAAUAUUCCUGUUGAGACGCCACAAAAUCCCCAGGCUGUGAAUAUGCUGUGUAUCAUAUCACCGCCCGUACAUCCGCCAGACAGCAGAAUAAUGAAUAUGCAAUGACUCUUCAGCCCGCAGUGAUCACGAUGGUCACCGACUGCCUUGAUACAUGUACAUAAAACACGUCCACGGAUAAUACUCCUGCUGUUCUGCUGACAAAGGCCGGACUUGUGCACUGCGUCACAGUUAUUACAUAGAGAGCGCAGCGGAACAUUGUGUAUGACAUUACUCACAGAAUUCCUUUUCCUUCUCAAAGGAAAGAAGUCAGCCGCUCAUUAAAA